Messenger RNA from Sciurus carolinensis (gray squirrel), 1047 nucleotides. RefSeq names its product transport and Golgi organization protein 1 homolog. The transcript is spliced from 12 exons. NCBI's taxonomy places the organism in Eukaryota, Metazoa, Chordata, Mammalia, Rodentia, Sciuridae. The record is from RefSeq and is a predicted model, not a curated record. Gene Ontology annotation, biological process: protein secretion; endoplasmic reticulum to Golgi vesicle-mediated transport; vesicle cargo loading. The coding region runs from base 1 to 1047 and encodes 348 amino acids. Gene Ontology annotation, cellular component: endoplasmic reticulum membrane; endoplasmic reticulum exit site.
AUGGAGCGUGUCAGGCCCGGGCGGGCAGCACCGAGCUGUAUUGCUAAGCGAGCCGUUACUGAACAGCAAAUUUCUGAAAAGUUAAAGAAUAUGAAGAAAGAAAAUGAAGAACUAGUGCAAAAAGUGUCAAAUUUUGAACAGAAGGACAGAGCUAAAAGUCUUCAUGUUGUGUUAGAAUCUGAGAGAGAACAGAAUGUCAACAAUGAGGACUUGAUAAUAGAAAAGAAGAACUCUGUAGAGAAGUUAAAGGCUGUUAUUUCAAUGAAUGCUUCAGAAUUUUCACAGGUUCAAAUUGCACUUAAUGAAGCUAAGCUUAGUGAAUACAAAGUGAAGUGUGAAUGCCAUCGGGUUCAGGAAGAAAAUGCUAGGCUUAAGAAGAAGAAAGAGCAGUUGCAGCAGGAAAUCCAAGACUGGAGUAAAUCACAUGCUGAGCUCAGUGAGCAAAUAAAAUCAUUUGAGAAGUCCCAGAGAGAUAUAGAAGUAGCUCUUACUCAGAAAGAUGAUAAUAUUAAUGCUUUGACUAAUUAUAUUACACAGCUGAAUCAGAUAGAGCUUGAAUCGGAAUGUGAGGGUCAAAAUGAAGGAGGAGGUGAGUCAGAUGAACUAGCCAAUGGAGAAGUAGGAGGUGACCAGAGUGCGAAGGUGAAAAUUCGAAUUAAGCAGCUGAUGGACGUCUCUCGGACGCAAGCUGCAAUAUCAGUAGCUGAGGAGGAUCUAAAACUUUUACAACUGAAGCUAAGAGCCUCGAUGUCUGCAAAGUGUAACCUAGAAGACCAAAUAAAGAAAUUAGAAGAUGACCGCAAUUCACUCCAAUCCGCUAAAGCUGGUCUGCAAGAUGAGUGCAAAACUCUGAGUCAAAAAGUGGACAUUUUAAAUGAACUGUACCAGCAGGAGGAGAUGGCUCUGCACAGGAAACUGAGUCGACAAGAGUAUGAGAGACAAGAAGAGCAAAGCGGCUGUCAGCUGCAGAUGAAAAGGCAGUUUUGGCUGCACAGGAAGUUAAAUCGUACAACCUACACAACUGAACUUGAAUAUUUCUUUCUCUAA